GAAGGGAAAAAAAGACGAAGAAGAAAACCCAAAAUAAUCACAGUCGCAGAAGAAGAGUUCUGGUUAGCUUCUCGUAUAAACGUAGAAACCGAGCGUUAGCUGGUGUCUAUCCCAUGUCUGGCUAGUGUAGCUGCAGGUGUCGAAGAAAAUCAUAUGCUGCGAAAGAGAGGAAAGGUCCUAUUGAACGUUUCCUGACAGACUGACCCCGCUUUCGACAACAUGGAGAAACAGUUGCAUUUAAACCUUUUAGCUUCCAGACCUCCUAUGGCUGGUGGUUUUCAGUCCGGCUCCAAAAUGAAAAUGGGCCCCGGACGGAAGAGAGAUUUCUCCCCCCUGCCCUGGAGUCAGUACUUUGAAACCAUGGAGGAUGUUGAGGUGGAAAAUGAAAAUGGCAAAGAUAUUUUCAGAAUUUACUGCAGUGGUUCCCAUGGUCCUGUGCUGCUUUUGCUCCAUGGAGGAGGCCACUCUGCACUCUCCUGGGCAGUGUUUACUGCCGUCAUAUGCAGCAGGAUCAACUGCAGGGUGGUGGCUAUGGACCUUCGAGCACAUGGCGACACCAAAGUGAAAAAUCCUGAUGAUCUCUCAGCAGACACGAUGGCCAAGGAUAUUGGCAAAGUGGUGGAGACACUCUAUGGAGAAAAUCCGCCACCAAUCAUGAUUAUUGGACACAGCAUGGGUGGGGCCAUUGCAGUUCAUACAGCUACUGCCAAUCAUAUACCAUCUCUGCUUGGCCUCUGUGUCAUUGACGUUGUAGAAGGAACAGCAAUGGAUGCUUUGAACAGCAUGCAGAAUUUCCUCAGAAGCCGGCCAAAGACAUUUAAAUCUCUGGAGAAUGCCAUUGAGUGGAGCGUGAAGAGCGGCCAGAUCCGGAACGUGGAGUCGGCACGAGUGUCAAUGGGAGGACAGGUGAAAAAAUGUGAGGAAUCCACCAGCAGUCCAGGGGUGUCCAACAGCAUUGGUGAAGGUAUAAUAGAAGAAGAAGAGGAUGAAGAGGUGGAAGAAGAAUCCAACAAGAAAAGGAUGAAGGAAGAUGACCAAGAGAUAAAAAAGGAAAGCAUCUUUACCUGGCGAGUGGAGCUGUCAAAGACGGAAAAAUACUGGGAGGGCUGGUUCAGAGGCCUCUCUGCCCUUUUCCUCACCUGCCCUGCACCAAAACUACUCCUGCUCGCAGGAGUGGACAGGCUUGACAAAGACCUUACUAUUGGACAGAUGCAAGGAAAGUUUCAGAUGCAGGUCCUCCCUCAGUGUGGUCAUGCCGUCCACGAGGACGCACCUGAAAAAGUAGCAGAUGCUCUAGCAACAUUUAUGGUCCGGCACAAAUUCACCGAGUUUAAGGAAGGAUACCUGUGCUAAUUUACAGUUUUCAGUCUAAAUAUAGCCAGCAGCCAUAAAAGAAGUGUUUCAAGAUUCAUCCACAUCCUCGUACAAUUUAACAGCAAAUGGAGGAAAAUAUAACAAGCAUUAUUAUUGUUAUUAUUAUUAUUAUUGUUAUGCUUUUGUUAUGUAGAUACUUUGCCUUUCAGCUUUGCCUUAUUUUUAUUUUAAAACACUGGGAUUUGAUUGUACCUUUUCUUUACAGUGUUUUUUUUUUGUUUGUUUUUUUUGUUUUUUUUAAUCUCUGAAAUGUAUUGUUCCCCCUAAUUACUGUUUUAUUUUGAGUGAUUGCUUCAUUGUUAAUAUUUUGUGUUUGUACUGUUUGAAUUCAAACAAUGAUUAAAGAUGGAUGCUGUAAAAAUGUCAUGCUUGUAUAUUUGGUAUGCGUCUUAAAAGACACCAUGAUCAUUUUGAACGUGGGAGUUCAUUUAACAUGAUAUCAUGUAGCAGGAUAAAUGCUAAGCUAAAGGCGAAGCCCAGCUUACAGUCACUGUUGUUGUUGUUGUUGUUUAGAAGGUAACAUGUAUUCUGAUUCUGCUCAAGUUCUACUUAUCACUUGUUAUUUGAAGCAAAGUGAUCAUUGUGACAUCAGAGGGUUUUUUUUUGUUUGUUUGUAUUUUUUGUUUGUUUGUUUUGCAGCCCAAUUUUAUGGUGGAGGUGUAUGUUGUACAUAAACUCUGUGAUGAAAUUCUGA
Molecule: messenger RNA, 2068 nt
Organism: Scatophagus argus
Lineage: Eukaryota; Metazoa; Chordata; Actinopteri; Scatophagidae
Gene: ppme1
Product: protein phosphatase methylesterase 1
Exons: 14
Coding region: 220-1353 (377 amino acids)
Biological process (GO): protein demethylation
Molecular function (GO): protein methylesterase activity
Source: RefSeq, a predicted model, not a curated record